GUUUAUGACAUUUCAGGAUUUUUUGAACGUGUCUUUGCCAUUUUUUCCUAGGUUAGAAUCAAUUUAUUUGUGAAUAUAAACUAUAAAUAAAGCGAAGCUUUUCAGUAAAAAUGGCUGACGCGUCCAGUGAAAAAAUUUCAAAAAAUGAAUUAAAACGUCGAUUGAAAGCUGAACAGAAGUUGAAGGAAAAAGCUGAAAAGGCUGCACAGCAACCUGUAAUUGUAAUAGAGAAAAAAGAUGUUAAAGCUGAGGAAGAAAUAAGCCCAAAUGAAUAUUAUAAACUUCGCUCGGGCGCAAUAGCAGCUCUGAAGAAUGGAGCCAAAGAAGAUCAUCCAUAUCCUCACAAAUUUACUGUUACUAUAUCAUUAGAGGAAUUCAUUGAAAAGUAUAAUAAUUUAAAUAGUGGAGAAGUUUUAGAAAAUGUGACAUUGUCAGUGGCUGGUAGAGUGCACUCAAUUAGAGAAUCCGGUGCAAAGCUUAUUUUUUACGAUUUAAGAGGAGAGGGUGUUAAAAUUCAGGUGAUGGCAAAUGCUAAGAUGUAUGAAUCGGAGGCCAAAUUUACUUCUGACACUGACAAACUGAGGAGAGGAGAUAUUAUUGGUUGCAUUGGUCAUCCUGGGAAAACCAAGAAAGGAGAGCUCUCUGUCAUACCAAAAACUGUGAAGCUGCUUUCUCCUUGCCUGCACAUGCUGCCACAUUUACAUUUUGGUCUUAAAGACAAAGAAACAAGAUUUAGAAAGAGAUAUUUGGAUCUAAUUUUGAAUGACAAGGUCAGGCAAAUAUUCUAUACCAGAGCUAAAAUUAUUGCAUAUGUAAGACGCUUUUUAGAUAACAUGGGUUUUCUUGAAAUAGAGACUCCUAUGAUGAACAUGAUUCCUGGAGGUGCAACUGCCAAACCAUUCAUAACACAUCACAAUGAUCUUAAUAUGGAUCUCUACAUGAGAAUAGCACCUGAAUUAUAUCACAAAAUGUUGGUUGUUGGAGGACUAGACAGAGUAUAUGAAAUUGGUAGACAAUUUAGAAACGAAGGUAUUGAUCUGACUCACAACCCCGAGUUCACUACCUGUGAAUUUUACAUGGCUUAUGCUGAUUACAAUGAUCUGAUAACAAUAACUGAAACAAUGCUAUCAGGGAUGAUUAAAUCUAUUCAUGGUACUUACAAGAUAAAAUAUCAUCCAGAUGGAACUGAAGGUGAGGAGGUAGAAGUCGAUUUUACACCACCAUUUGCAAGAGUUCCUAUGAUUGCAACACUGGAAAAAGUUUUGAAUGUGAAACUUCCAGCUCCUGAUAAAUUAGACACUUCCGAGGCAAAUGUUUUUCUGAGCCAAUUAUGUGAGAAACAUGAGGUGGAAUGUCCAGCACCAAGAACUACAGCUAGGCUAUUGGAUAAACUUGUUGGGGAAUUUAUUGAAGAAAAAUGUAUUAAUCCUACAUUUAUUAUUGAUCAUCCACAAAUUAUGAGCCCGUUAUCUAAGUACCAUAGAGAAAUACCUGGCCUCACAGAGAGGUUUGAAUUAUUUAUUAUGAAAAAAGAAGUAUGCAAUGCCUACACCGAGUUGAAUGAUCCUGCAACACAGCGAGAACGUUUUGAACAACAAGCUAAAGAUCGUGCUGCUGGUGAUGAUGAGACACCUCCAACAGAUGAAGCAUUUUGUACCGCUCUUGAGUAUGGUCUUCCACCAACUGGUGGGUGGGGAAUGGGAAUAGACCGGCUAACUAUGUUCUUGACAGAUUGUAAUAAUAUAAAAGAGGUACUCUUAUUCCCAGCCAUGAAGCCCGAUGAUCCCAAUAAACAUUCUGAAGAAGAACCUUCACCUGAUGUACAAUCAACUCAGAAUGGGGUGUAAAUAAUUAGAUCUAAGAAAAACAAUUCAGUGUUUUUUUCUGUAUUAAUGAUGAUUUUUCUAAAGAAAUAAAGCUUUUUAUAAUAAAUCAUCAUCAAAACAUCAUUGUUUAUUUUAAAAUCCUUUAUAUUCAAUAAUAAUGGCCU
Vanessa atalanta (red admiral) is the source of this 1990-nucleotide messenger RNA. It is a transcript of the gene LysRS, whose product is annotated as lysine--tRNA ligase. Gene Ontology annotation, cellular component: cytoplasm; aminoacyl-tRNA synthetase multienzyme complex; mitochondrion. Gene Ontology annotation, molecular function: lysine-tRNA ligase activity; ATP binding; tRNA binding. Bases 111 to 1847 code for a protein of 578 amino acids. The transcript has 9 exons. The record is from RefSeq and is a predicted model, not a curated record. Gene Ontology annotation, biological process: lysyl-tRNA aminoacylation. NCBI's taxonomy places the organism in Eukaryota, Metazoa, Arthropoda, Insecta, Lepidoptera, Nymphalidae.